Molecule: messenger RNA, 3057 nt
Organism: Lachancea fermentati
Lineage: Eukaryota; Fungi; Ascomycota; Saccharomycetes; Saccharomycetales; Saccharomycetaceae
Source: the annotation of a GenBank genome assembly
AUGUCCGGUUCAUUUUGGAAGUUUGGUCAAAACUACGCGACAGAAUCACCGCUGUCGAAAUUGCUGAAUAGAGCCUUCGUUAAGGUAAACGAUAACGAAGUUGAGAAGGAUGAAAACAACAGUAAUGAGACACCAAAUGAAAACUCCGUGGAAGCUAAAGACACUCGCUUGGAAAUCUCUGAAAAGUCAGAUGAGGGUGUAAAUGUUGAUGAGGGAAGUGAAAAAUCCACAUUCUCGGCACCCGACUCUGAGUCGGAGAGUAAGGACUAUAAGCCGAACUUGGAGGUUCUCGAUGAUUUAUUGGACGACGAAGAGCUUUAUACAGAGCUAAUGUGCUCGAACUUCAAACUGUUGAUAUUCUUUAAAUACCCAGAAGUGCUUUCAAAGUUGGUUGAAUAUGUUACCAAUGAACACGUAUUGAACGAAAACUUAGAAGAGUCAAGUGAUAAUGAGGACGGUGAAAGUAUUGAGAAAGUAAAAUCGAAUGUCGAUGAAGACGAAUAUACCAUGGACAAGAAGCAAGAAGAGAAGGAAACAGUUUCUGAUCAAAUGUCGGUAUCAUCGGCAGAAACUAGCAUUACGCUUCCUCCAGAAUCUGAGGAGCAAGUUGAAUCUCGGCGGGCACGCAUGGCAGCAGAAAUAUUAUCUGCUGACGUUUGGCCUAUUUCAUCUGCAUUCAUGGACCAUGAGGAGUUACUUGCCAGAUUAUGGUCCAUGUUGGAUCACCCAGCACCGCUCUCAAUCGUUGCAUCCACAUAUUUCAUGAAGAUUAAUGAGCGCCUGUUAGAUAUGGAUAUUGCUGGGAUGUUGCAUUUUAUCCUUGCACAAGAGAACCUUGUUGAUAGAUUUUUGAAGCACAUUGACAAUCCUCCAUUGAUGGACUUUCUCCUCAAAGUAAUUUCGACCGAUAAACCAGAUACCCCCACCGGUGUUAUCGAGCAACUUAAGCGUCAGGCCCUGAUUUCUAAACUUUUGGAUCACUUAGGUCCUGAAUACUCUUCGUCCACUAAGUCCGCGGCAGGAGACUUUCUCAAGGCGCUUAUAACUAUCAGCGCAAAUUCAAAUAACGAGAUUGCAUCAGCAAUAGGUCCAAACGAGCUUACAAGAGAGUUGGUCUCAUCUCCAAUGGUCGAGAAAUUAAUGACUAUCAUGUUGCAUGGAGAUACCUCACUAAGUAAUGGUGUUGGUAUUAUUAUUGAGUUGAUCAGAAAGAAUAACUCUGAUUACGAUUUUGUUCAGGUAAUGUACACUACUUUGGAAACUCAUCCUCCCAAUGAUAGGGAUCCUAUUUACUUGGGGUACCUAGUGAAGUCUGCCUCAAAGCAUUUGCCUGACUUUAACGAGAUGCUAGUUGAAACUGUUUUGCCACCCCUAGAGACUCCUUUUGGGUCAAUUGAACCACUUGGAUUUGAGAGAUUCAAAAUUUGUGAGCUGGUGGCUGAAUUACUUCAUUGUUCAAACAUGACAUUAUUAAACGAACCUAACGGGGAAGAGAUUGUUUGUGAGAGGGAUGACGUUAGACAAAAGACGCUCCAGCAGGAAAGAAGUGAACGAAUGGGGAACGAGGUAGCCGAAAAUCACUUAGACGCUGGUGAAGAAGUUACAACUAAAAUGGCAGAGCUCAAACUAGCUACGACAGAUUCUGGUCAGAGCAGUGGGGAUGAGAGCGUGCACGCUACCAACGAUUCAGAGAACGCUGGAACGGAGAUUCACUCUGAAGACUCUUCAGAUUGUGAGGUAUCUGAGAAGUCGCUUCGUGAUAAUCCAGUAGUGGGCGACGAACUUAAGAUUGCUCUUCAAGAUAACCGAAUUAUAACGACCAUUUUGGAAAUGUUUUUCAGGUUUCCAUGGAAUAAUUUUCUCCACAACGUGGUUUUCGAUAUUGUGCAGCAAAUUUUUAACGGCCCACUCAAAACUGGUUUUAAUCGCUUUUUGAUAGCCGAUUUGUUCACUGGAGCGCAUAUCACCCAAAUGAUAAUGGAAGGCGAUCAAAAGUGUGAGGACUAUGAGAACGAAACUGGACUGAGGUUGGGUUACAUGGGGCAUUUGACUUUAAUUGCAGAGGAAGUAGCCAAAUUUGCUGCUUAUAUUGAAGAAAUGAAGAUAACGUUUAGUAAUUCGGCCAUUUGGGAAAAUUUGAAUGACGCAACUUGGAAGGAAUACACGGAAACAGUUCUAGCAGAUACGAGAGAAAAUUACAGUACUGUUUUAGGCGAUUUUGGUGAGGACGAUGAAGACGAUGAUCACGAGGACAUAGAAGAUGAGGAUGAAGAAGGCGACUCCAAAGAGUCUGUUCUUGGCUCGUCUGACAUGGGAGCAUAUAGAGAUUUUGACAGAGACCAAGAUAAUGACGACGACUACGCUGAAUACAGUGAUGUCGACAAUCCUCGGUAUUACGAAUAUGAAGAUGGGCAAGGUAACAAAACUAAGGUACAUUUGAACACAGACAUGGACUACGAUGUUGGGGUAGGAGCACUAACUCAUGAUACUGAGGGCAAGACCCAAGAAAGCGUUGAAAAUGAUGGAGAGAGAGCGAAUAAAUUUAGUAGCUAUAUGUCUCAUCAGCUAGCCAAAGACUAUAGCACAUCUUCCUCGUCGGAUGACGAUGAGGAAGAAGACGCAUGGACAUCACCAAGCCCCAACAAUUUCCAACCUCAAACACAUCAGAAAUCAGCUACUGCCCCCACCGUUGACAACUAUACACAAAACGACGUCUUUCAAUCUCCUCAGUUUGGUUUACAAGAUGACGACGAUGACUAUAUGGAUCCGAAUGAUGACGGGCAAUCAUAUGCAAAACCAAAUCACCCGUUAUAUAAUCAUAUCGUGUCUCAAAGCCAGCCCAACAGUCACUCAUAUUUUGACCAAAAGCAAGUAAUAGUGGAUGAUGAAGACAGUGACGAAGAUAGCGAUAAAGAAGACGAAGCCGAUGAAGACGACCAAUAUUCCUUGUGCAGGACAUCUAGUAAGGAUAACAUGGCGUGGGAUUGUACGGAACAGAAUAGAAUAAUUAGUAUAGCCAACUUCAGGCAAAACCAACAGGGGCGAGAAGAGCAAUAA